Messenger RNA from Armigeres subalbatus, 1319 nucleotides. Its product is annotated as lipase 3-like. The transcript has 3 exons. The record is from RefSeq and is a predicted model, not a curated record. Bases 1 to 1248 code for a protein of 415 amino acids. Gene Ontology annotation, molecular function: hydrolase activity, acting on ester bonds. NCBI's taxonomy places the organism in Eukaryota, Metazoa, Arthropoda, Insecta, Diptera, Culicidae. Gene Ontology annotation, biological process: lipid metabolic process.
AUGUCAUCGGCGUCGAACUCCGGAUAUCCGAUUUUCGCGAUAAUAGAAAUCAUUCCCCUGAUGCAGCACGCAUCAAUAAAAGUUUUACUAAUAAUAUUCGAGCUAAUCCACCUAACACAUUGUGGAACAGAGCAACUCAUAAAACGCAUGGGUUUACCACUUGAGAAGCAUCAAGUGCUGACAACCGAUGGCUACGUCCUGACGAUGUUCCGCAUCCCCGGAAAUGGAUCGACCUCGCCAGUAGUGCUUCUACAGCAUGGCCUUUUGUGCUCAUCCGCCGAUUGGGUCAUUUUGGGUCCCGGUAAAUCUCUCGGCCAUUCGCUGGCUACUCGUGGCUACGACGUUUGGUUGGGAAACGCCCGCGGGAACACCAACUCGCGAAAACAUGUGUCGCUGUCACCAGAUAAGCCGCAGUUUUGGGACUUUAGUUGGCACGAAAUCGGUAUGUACGAUUUGACGGCGAUGAUCGACUACAUGCUGAGGAAAACGGGCAGCAAAUCGAUCCAUUACGUAGGCCACUCGCAAGGAACUACAGCGUUUUUUGUUAUGGCGUCGUUGAAACCGAGCUACAAUGCGAAAAUUCGCACAAUGCAUGCCCUGGCUCCUGUUGCGUUCAUGAGUAAACUGAAGUCGCCAUUCAUACGAGCAGUCGUUCCAGUUUCCAACCAGCUGGAGUGGACGUUGCGUAUGUUGGGGGUCAACGAGUUUUUGCCUAGCAACAAGAUGUUAGUUUCAGGAGGUAAGAAGGCUUGCGAAGAUUCAUCCAUGUUCCAAGAAAUCUGUGCGAAUGUACUGUUUCUAAUUGGUGGAUACAAUUCGCCCCAGUUGAACCGUACAAUGCUGCCGCUUCUUUUACAGCAUGUACCAGCGGGUUCUUCUGUCAAACAAUUGAUGCACUACGCUCAAGGGAUUAACAGCGGUCGAUUCCAACAGUACGAUCGGGGCACAGUGGAAAACGUGGCCAAUUAUGGCACAACAAUUCCACCGGACUAUCCACUGAAAAAGAUAACAGCUCCGGUGUUUCUGCACUACGGUGACAACGAUUGGCUAGCAGCAGUUCCGGAUGUCCGUUUGCUGCAUCGGUAUCUGGGUAAUUCGUCUCGACUUCUUCGGAUUCCGGACAAACAGUGGAACCAUCUGGACUUCGUCUACGGUACGGGGGCGAAAGGUUUGCUGUACAAUCGGGUCAUAGGUCUGAUGGAGCAGUAUGAUGAGAACAAAUCCGAGAAAUAUACCUCUUUGGUCUAGUGGCGACGUAUUGAUUCAAAUGCUGAACAAAUCUGUAUUAAUGCUACGAAAAUAAUGAAUAUCUAUUAGGC